Oryza brachyantha (malo sina) is the source of this 561-nucleotide messenger RNA. RefSeq names its product E3 ubiquitin-protein ligase EL5-like. The coding region runs from base 1 to 561 and encodes 186 amino acids. The transcript has a single exon. Lineage: Eukaryota; Viridiplantae; Streptophyta; Magnoliopsida; Poales; Poaceae. The record is from RefSeq and is a predicted model, not a curated record.
AUGCUCAUCUACUACUACCUGUGGCGGUUCUUCUCCGCGAAGAGCGACGGCGACGACGACGGCGGCGCGCUGUCGGGGCGGGUGGCGGCCGCGGGCGGGGGAGGGGACGGCGACAGUGACGGUGACGACGACGACGCGGGGUCACCGUCGCAGGCCGUGUCGCCCAAGGCGAGGGACCGGCAGGCGAUGGAGCGUGCCAUCACCGCGCUGCCCGUCUUCGUCGUGCACAUCCCCAGCCCCUCCGGCGUCUCCACCUCCGCCAGCGGCGACGGCGGCGCUGCUGAUGAUGCUAGUAGCAAGGUGGCGGCGGAGUGCGCGAUCUGCAUCGCGGAGUUCGCGGACGGCGAGGAGGGCCGCCUGCUGCCGCGGUGCGGGCACCGGUUCCACGCGCGGUGCGUCGACAUGUGGUUCCAGCUCCACUCCACCUGCCCGCUCUGCCGCGCCGCCGUCCUGCCGCCGCCGCCGCCGCGCGAGCACGACGACGGCCAGGCGCAGGCGGUCGCCGUCACGCCGCCACCACCGGAUGCCCAUGAUGCGAGCUCAGACAACUGUCCAGUGUGA